CAGUUUUAUAGAUAAACAUUCUAGGUUGUUAUACAAUUGUAUAUCUUAUCAUCUUGUUGUAUAAUUUAUCUCUUAUUAGUUAGGAAUAGUGUUCAGAUUAUCUUGUAUAAAUAGAUGGAAGCUGCAUAACUUUAGUUUGUAUCGCAGAGAAUAUCAGAACAUUUAGUUUCAUCUAUAAAUUUAUUAUGGCAUCAGAGCUAGAGUCUUAAAUCACAUAUUAUCACCUUCCUUUCAACACUGUAACAAUGGUUGAAAUUGAAUCCAACCAAACACCAAAUCAGUCAUCUUCUGAGCAAACCCAGCAAUCUCCUUUAACCCAGCAGACCUCUCAAACUAAUCCUCUGCAAUCAUCAAGUCAUCGAAUUCUUGACCCAUAUCUUAUUCAUCCCUCGGACAACCCCACAACAUGUCUUGUCUCGCCUCAGUUGGAAGGAGACAAUUACGCAACAUGGACUCGUGGCAUGACCAAGGCGCUUAAUGCCAAAGGCAAGCUAGGAUUCGUUGAUGGAAACACUCCUCCACCGGCAUCUGAUUUGCCACUUUUGAACUGUUGGAAGCGAUGCGACGAUCUCGUCAGCAGCUGGAUCAUUCACUCUGUCCAUCCAGAUCUGCGUUCAAGCUUAAUGUAUGCUGAUUCUGCACGAACAAUAUGGAACGAUCUCAAGGUACGAUUCUCUCAAUCCAAUGCUCCGCAGUUGUAUCAUCUAAAAACUGCAAUCAUUAAUCUCAAACAAGCAGAUAUGUCAGUCACAAAUUAUUUCACACGUCUCAAGUCUUUAUGGGAUGAAUAUGACUCCCUUGUAUCAUCUGAACCAUGCAUUUGUGGCGCUAGCAAAUUUCUCAUUGAACGCCAAGAGCGUGAUCGAGCCAUGGAAUUUUUACAAGGACUUCAUGAUCGAUUUUCUAACAUUCGAAGUCAGAUACUACUCAUUGAACCACUCCCAUCAGCUCAGAAAAUUUUCAAUCUUGUUAAACAAGAGGAGGCCCAACAAUUCAUUGCCAUGCCUCCUGCUCUUUCUACAGAAUCUGCAGCACUUCAGGCUAGAGGUAAUCCACCUCAACGCCACUCAUUCAACAAGAGACAGCGCCCGUACUGUGAUCAUUGCAACAAGUAUGGACAUACACGUCAAACAUGCUAUCAGAUUCAUGGUUUUCCGCCCUCCAAGCCUAAAGGAACGGCCCCUAUAUCCACUGUAGCUGCUGUCACAUCAACUGACAAGCAAGAACAGCCAGUUUUGCCAUCACUUUCCGCUGACCAGUACAACCGCCUUCUUUCCAUGCUAUCCACUCCAAAUAUCGAUGAUGAUAUCCUUCCUAAGGUGAAUCUCACAGGACCUACGUUCGAACCAGAUGAUUGGUCAGGCUGAUCUUAUUUCCGGUCUCUAUCAAUUACGGAUCCCUUCUGCUGCUUGUUUUUUGAAUAAAACGCCAAUUGAUAUUUGGCAUUGUCGUUUAGGUCAUCCUAGUGAAGCACGUUUCAGAUUUCUAUGUAAGACCGUAGAGUCUAUUAGUUCCAAAUUUUCUUCGGAUUGUAAUGUUUGCCCCCAGGCAAAACAAACACGUUU
Molecule: messenger RNA, 1565 nt
Organism: Daucus carota subsp. sativus
Lineage: Eukaryota; Viridiplantae; Streptophyta; Magnoliopsida; Apiales; Apiaceae
Exons: 2
Coding region: 246-1367 (373 amino acids)
Source: RefSeq, a predicted model, not a curated record